AUGGUGUCGACUACUUCUGAGGAGGUCGUAGGCGAUACAAAUAUCACGGAUUUCCUGAAGCGAUUGGAGGAUCUUAAAUUACAAUCCGACGAUGUCGAGCGUGAGCGGUCAAAGAAGCUCGAGGAGGAGAUCGAGGAGUCAAAACGACAAAGAUUGGCUCGAAGAACAGCCCGCUCAGGAUCGACAUCUCCCGAUAAACUCUCCACAAUGAUCUCCACCAUCCGCAGUUGCCAGACACAGCCAACCGCACCGUCCCCUUCCUCGCUCUCGGCUGCUACCGCUCUCAGAUCGCCUACCGCGUUCAAUCAGCAGACCCUCUCGCCCUCUCCUUCGCCUCGUCGUGCACGGGCUCAGAACUCCCUCAGUCUGGCACCUAAUCUGUCGUACGACCAGACGGCUUCUCCAAAGUCCUCGCCCGUCGAGAACUUCUCGAAGCGUUUGCAAAAGCUCGAUUCACCAGCAUCUCCUUUAGGGGUUAAAACUCAGCCAGCGCCGGAGUCACCCACCCGACGCAAUCUCUCCGAGCUCGAAAAGACCGUCGAUGACUCCCCCAAGCAGUCGCUGACUGGAUCUGACAAUGCAAAGAAUUCCUCCCCGGUGCUGUCACCAAGAGGGUUUGCUGAGCGAUCAAGCAACCUAAAAGAGCGACUAGCAAGAGCAAGAUCAGUAGAGUCGGCACCGUCUUCGCCAUCUCGCUAUGCAAUCGGCAGACCAGCUGACGGUGGAAAUGACGGCGACGCUGCUCAGACCGAUGAACGGGAGGAAGAGCGUCUCUCCAAGUUUUUGAGAUCUCCUAGCACUCGUCAACAGCAACCGCAACCGCCGGCGCAGCAGCAGCCUCUGUCGCAGCCUAGCACGCCUACCAGUGGUACUCCGAGAGGAAGAGUGACCGGCAACUACGCUCCAAUUUUUCCCUCCCCUUCGGUGGCCACUGCUCUCUCGCGGUCACCAUCAACUUCCCCCGAUCGAAGCUCACAGUUCAGGUCUAGCCGAUUGUCUGGAAUAGGCACGUUUGCCUCUUCAGACUUUUACAGUGGCUCAGGCCCAUCGCCCGCAGAGUUGGAAAGCGGGAGUUACGUCGUGCAAGCUACGAGACCGAAACGAAGUGACUCUAUACUCUCCAACUCAUCGCAAAUAUCGAUUGAUAGCAUCAACGAGCCACCUUCUUCUAAUGGAUCGGUUUAUGGCAGUCCGCGGUCGCCUUCGCCCUCAAGACCCAAGAGCCCUACCAAAGGUGGAUUCGUGCAAAGCGCGAUGAUGAGGCGCGAUGGCGGAAGCACUCCAAUUUCUAAGCGGCUAUCGAUGGCUAAUUUGCGGCCUGCGCCGGUUGUGCUGGGAUCACCGAACACGCCGGCGAAAGAAUAUGGAGAGGAGAGCAUUGAGGGAGAGAUUGUAACGAGUAUUUCAUCGCCUAGGGUAUCAGACGAGAGGAUGAUCCCGGAGCAGAUUGUCGAGGAGGAGACCGAGGAAGCUGCUGAGCAAGCUGUCGAGCAAGCUGUCGAGGAAAAGGUAACGCCGAGUCGAUCGUUGAGAUACUCAAUGAGACCUGCUGCGGUAAUGAGUCCAGGAUCGCCUCGGUCGGCACCUACUUCUCCGAUCAAUAAUGGAAUGAGAAUGAGUCCUAGCCGCGAGUCGCCGUCGGCUGCGAUGCGUAUGCGUGCGAGCCCUAGUCUUCAUAGGACGCCGAGCAGCCUGUCAAUGACGAGGUCUGCGACGGAUCGGUUCCGGGCGCGAGAUCUCGAUUUGGUUGCGCGUCAUGACGAGGACAGCCGGAACAGUACUGCGGUGUCGGAGUACAGCGAAUCGAAUUUCAAGCCGUCAAAGACGUAUCAGUCUUUGGCAGAUUGCGAGGACGAAGACGGCAGCAGUGCGAAGAGACGAGGGUUGCCGAGAAGUCCGGGCGGGGUUGUGCUUGGAGCGUUGAACAAUUCGCAGCCGGUGAGGAGAGUUAGUAAUUCGACGCCGUCAGCGGAGAAGGAGAAUACGGGGGUCGAAGGCGAGGAGAGUGCAGCGAAGGUGAUGCCAGCACGGGCGUCACCUAGUAGGACUGCGACAUUGCUUUCGCGAUCGGGAUCACGGUCACCGGCGGGAGGUGCGGGAGCGGGGAAGAAGUAUGGAGGAGGAAGUGGACAUGCAAAGACAUCUAGUUGGCUUGAGAGUGCGUUGAUGAAGAGUUCGGUUGGGAGUCCGCGGUCGACGACGACGAAGCGGGAUGUUCAAUGA
Molecule: messenger RNA, 2223 nt
Organism: Myxozyma melibiosi
Lineage: Eukaryota; Fungi; Ascomycota; Lipomycetes; Lipomycetales; Lipomycetaceae
Exons: 4
Coding region: 1-2223 (740 amino acids)
Source: RefSeq, a predicted model, not a curated record